GUCAGACUGUGCGUGACAACAACAACACGAUUUGGACUGUUUGUUUUCACCACGCCUUACCAAACAAAUUAAGCAUGAUCGUUACUUGAGCCUGGUUAUGUUAGCCUAGCCUACAUCAGCCACUGGUUGUUUAAUAAUCUGAAGCAUGUCCCACUGGGUCCAGUCUUUGAUGGAAUAUGUGCUUUAUAAGCGUAUCCUGAGACGAAGAGCAGAUAUUGUGCUGGAAGUGAAUGCCUUCGGUUUCAUGACAUCUAGAUGCAAAAGAUAAUAUGCAAAGGAACAAUCUGGUUUCUGAAACAAUGUGUUCCUCUCGUUCCGUUCUCCCGGUGGUGAUCACCAUAUGUUAUUUAAUGGCGGGAAAGCACAAUUGCGUGGCAUUCCCGAAGAAGACUUCUUGCGACGUGCUGGACGGCCGAGCUGACUGCCGCCACCUCAGCCUCAGUGAGGUCCCUCCAGACCUUCCCAGCAACAUCACCAGCCUGGAUAUGUCUCACAACCGAUUAAAGGGGAUUCCCCCUGUGACACUACACCCUUACCCAGGACUCCUCCACCUCAAUGUCGGGUACAACAGUAUCACCAAACUGGACCCGGCUUUGUGCCAGACUCUGCCCCUGCUGCAGACACUGAACAUUGAGCACAAUCAAUUGUAUGUGCUUAAGGAGGAGGACGUGAGCCAUUGCACUAAUCUAACACGCUUGAUUAUGGCUAGUAAUAAGCUAAAGCUACAAGGAGAGCCCUUCUCUGCACUACAGAGCCUGAAAGUUCUUGAUGUUUCUAUGAACAAACUGCAGUCAGCUAAGCUCAGUUCUCACCCUCAGCUGCCCAGCCUUGUGAGCCUCAAUCUGGCAUUCAAUGACUUCACCAUUCUCAAGAAAGAUGACUUUUCAUUUCUUAACCGAUCGUUUCUACAAGUCCUCAACAUGUCAUCUGUGCCCCUAAAAACGUUGGAGCCUGAUUGCUUUAAGGCCAUUUCAAGCCUCCAUACUUUGAUCAUGGAUGGAAGCAGUAUGGGAACCCCGGUUAUUUCUAAACUCUGCUUGGAGCUGUCUGAGACAUCCAUUGAUGUUCUGUUUCUUCGGAAGAUGAAGCUAAUCACGCUCACUAAUAAAACCUUCACAGGGCUACAGAAAACAAAUCUAACCUUUCUGGAUCUGUCCCGUAAUGGCAUGGUUGACAUUGAACCAGGCUCAUUUCGGUGGCUGUCUAGACUUCUGACUCUAAUUUUGACAGACAACAACAUCAAGCUCCUGACCAAGGACACAUUUCAUGGGCUCAUAAGUUUGAAAAAACUCCAAUUGACAAAAGCUCUUGUUGGCGCUCAUCCCACACCAAGUAUCGAGGAUUUCUCCUUCCAACCAUUAAGUGCUCUAGAAAGUUUGAUAUUACAGAGAACUGCAGUUCAUGCAAUCAAAGAGAACACAUUUACAGGCUUGACAAGUCUUAAAGAACUCGAUAUGAGCUGGAGCAGUUGUACCUCACUCAGAAACAUCACCAGCAAGACCUUAGUCUCACUCGCAGGAUCACCUCUCAGAAAGCUAAAUCUAACAGGAACAGCUAUAGCACAGAUUAAUCCUGGCUGCUUCUCCGUUUUGAGGAAUCUCACCACUCUACUUCUAGAUUUUAACUUCAUCAAGCAAAAUAUCACUGGCAAAGAGUUUGAAGGCCUGGGCCAGGUUGAAGAGAUUCACAUGUCCAAUAACCACCAGACAGUCAAUCUAGGCUCCACAUCGUUUGUUAAUGUGCCAAAACUUAGGUUCCUGACUUUGGCGAGAAGUCUUAGAGCCGAAGCUGUGAACCUGGAUCCCUCUCCAUUCCGUCACCUGCCCAACCUCACCUUCCUGGAUCUCAGCAACAACAACAUUGCUAACAUCAGAGAGAAUUUGUUGGAGGGGCUUGUGAACCUGAAGGUGCUGAAGCUUCAACACAACAAUUUUGCCCGUUUGUGGAAGAGUGCCAACCUAGGUGGGCCGGUGUUGUUUCUCAAAGACACACGGGGGUUGACAACCUUAGAGAUGGAUAGUAAUGGGCUGGAUGAGAUCCCAGCAGAGGCUCUGAGAGGGUUGAGUGACCUCCGUCAACUCAGCUUGGCCAACAACCUCUUCAAUAGGCUCAAAGACUCCAUUUUUGAUGAUCUGAACUCACUGCAGUUUUUAAAUUUACAGAAGAAUCUGAUCACGGCUGUGAGGCCUGAGGUGUUCAAAACUCCUCUGAGCAACCUCCGGCUGCUUGUGAUGGACAAAAAUCCAUUUGACUGCACAUGUGAGAGCGUGCUGUGGUUCGUGACAUGGUUGAAUGACACAAAUGGGACCAGUGUGCCAGGUCUCAGGGACCAGUACAUGUGCAACACUCCACUAGGGUAUUUCAACCGCUCCAUCAUGGAUUUUGACAGCCUCUCUUGCAAAGAUAUGACCCCAUUUCAGGCUCUUUACAUACUGAGCAGCACUUCUGUCAUCCUGCUGAUAGUAACUGCACUUCUGGUGCGGUUCCAAGGCUGGAGGAUCCAGUUUUAUUGGAACAUAUUGAUCAAUCGCACAUUAGGAUUUAGCGAUGCCGCAAUUGAAGAGGGCAGGGAAUUUGAGUACGAUGCUUACAUCAUACAUGCAGAGGAAGACGGCAACUGGGUAGAACGAAGGUUGGUCCCCUUAGAGAAUGACCAGUGCAGGUUUUGUUUGGAGGAUCGAGAUGCAGUCCCUGGCACGUCACAGCUUCAAUCCAUUGUGGAAAAUAUGAGAAAAUCCAGGAAAAUCUUGUUUGUCGUCACUGAAACUCUUCUCAAAGAUCACUGGUGUAGACGAUUUAAAGCCCAUCAUGCACUUCACCAGGUCAUUGAAGCCAGCAGGGACUCAGUGGUUCUGGUCUUCCUGCAGGACGUCCAUGACUACAAGUUAUCUCACUCACUCUUACUCCGCAGGGGCAUGUUACGUCCUUGCUGCAUCCUAGACUGGCCUGUCCAUAAGGAGAGGGUGCCGGCCUUUCAUCAGAAACUCCUCAUAGCACUUGGCAUGACUAAUCGAUUGCAGUAGUAGCCCUAUCCCAUUGGUAGCAUUGUGGGAAUUUCCUGUGUAAUAACUUCCAAUGUUCCAGUGUUCUGUUAUUACUAAUUACAACCAAUUGCAGUUUUAUUUUUCUCUCUAUGUUAAUAUCAUGCUUACUGUACACACACACACGUCUGUUUUUUCAAGUGGUAAUGAGUGAAUGUGUGCGUGUGUCUGCAUACACAACUAGCUAUCUAGCUAGAUAUCUAUGUUUUUGGUGAUUUCUUUUUCAUUUCAGUCCUAUGUGC
Molecule: messenger RNA, 3283 nt
Organism: Etheostoma cragini (Arkansas darter)
Lineage: Eukaryota; Metazoa; Chordata; Actinopteri; Perciformes; Percidae
Gene: tlr3
Product: toll-like receptor 3
Exons: 6
Coding region: 270-3023 (917 amino acids)
Biological process (GO): toll-like receptor signaling pathway; inflammatory response; immune response
Cellular component (GO): membrane
Molecular function (GO): protein binding; transmembrane signaling receptor activity
Source: RefSeq, a predicted model, not a curated record